CGAAUCACACCUAAUUUGAGGCUCAAAACUCUCAUACGCCACCCAGCUUUGAACUGUCCGCUGGGCGCUACUAAGAACCAAAUUCAGACACCACAAAGAUAAGGCUCUUUCUCACCUUCUUUUCUACUCCCAAAACCAUUCACCGCCCACAAAUUUCUCAACCCAGAUAGUUCAAGAAGAAUCAGAUUAUGGGCUACCUCCAAAAUUGAGCAUUUUUUAUUGCCUGCCCGGGUUUCUGUAGAGGGGUUUUGAUAUUGAUAAGAAAUCGUUUCUGGGAAAUUUUUCUUCAUGUGCUUGAAGAACAAAAACCCAGUUGGUGAUUAGCGUUUGAGGGGCUGUAUGAGUGGGCAAAACUCCAUUUGUAGGCUCUUCAAGCUUGGGAGCUUGAACUUGAAGCAAAAGGAGUAUCAGAAACAGCAGCGGCCAUGGCUAUUCGUUACACUCUCGCGCUCAGUCAGACCCUUUCUUUCAAUUGUUUCAAUUUCUCAAUCUGUGAUGCUUCUUUAUCGUCGCAUUCUUCUCGAGUUCGCUAUCGCCUCGUUUCUUGCCGACGGUUGAAGAAUCUGAAUCAAACUUACGUUUCUUCCAGCUCCAGGCUUGAGAGAGUAAUUUCAAGGUGUUCAAUAACCAACUCUGACGUAAAAUUCGAUCAAGUUUCAGUUGAAGAUGAUGUCCAAGAAGCUUUAUCUUCUGUAGAAGCUGAUUGUUCACUUCCAAUUGUGCAAUUGAAUUCAGGUUUCCUCGAGACAGAUGCUUUGACUCUACAGACUGAACCUUUGAGUUUAUUGACCGAAAGGACAUAUGUCGAUAGUCUUUUGACAACUUUGCCUGUUUUAACUGAGGAGGAGCAGAAUGUUCUUGCAGCAACACCAGCUCACCCAGCUGGACUGUAUGCUUUAUAUGCCUCAUGUAUUGCGGGAAAUUUGGUCGAACAGCUCUGGAAUUUUGCUUGGCCUUCUGCUAUUGCAUUGCUUCAUCCUAGUCUUCUGCCAGUCGCAGUCAUGGGAUUCUUUACUAAGCUUGCAAUAAUAGUUGGAGGCCCUUUGGUCGGGAAGUUUAUGGAUAAUUUUCCCAGAGUUCCAGCAUAUACUUGUCUUAAUUGUGUUCAGGCUGCUGCUCAAUUGCUAUCUGCCUCAAUGGUAAUUUAUGCCCAUACCGUUCCACGUUCUGCUUCAUCAUCCAUACUUCUCCAGCCAUGGUUUGUUACACUGAUUGUUGCCGGUUCCAUAGAGAGGCUGUCUGGAAUAGCAUUGGGUGUUGCUAUGGAGCGUGAUUGGGUUGUGUUGUUAGCUGGAAUCAAUAGGCCUAUUGCACUUGCAGAAGCUAAUGCUGUUCUUAGUAGAAUUGACCUUCUCUGUGAGAUAGUUGGAGCAUCUUUAUUUGGUAUCAUCCUUUCCAAGUAUGAUCCAGUAACUUGCUUGAAGUUUGCUGCGGGUUUAAUGUUGUGGUCCUUGCCAGUUGUGGUCGUACUCACUUGGUUAACCAACAAACUCUCCACUGGUGUUCUAGAUCGUGCAAAAUGUUCACAAACGUGUUGUGGUGAUCCUACUGAAGGUUCACCUGGCGCUGAGAGUAUAAUGGACGUUGGCGUAGAAGUUAUUAAAAAUGGAUGGAAGGAGUACUUGCAGCAACCAGUACUUCCUGCAAGCCUUGCCUAUGUGCUCCUCUACUUCAAUGCUGUCCUUGCUCCGGGCAGUUUGAUGACGGCAUUCUUAACUCAGCAAGGUCUUAGUCCAUCAAUAAUUGGUGCCUUUAGUGGAUUAUGUGCUUUCAUGGGUGUUACUGCAACUUUUGUAUCUGCAAAUUUGGUCAGGCAAUUCGGAAUUUUGAAGGCUGGGGCAGUUGGAUUGAUAUUUCAAGCUGCACUUCUAACAGUUGCUGUUGCUGUGUACUUGAGCGGAUCCCUUUCCCGGCAGAGCCCUCUUCUUUUCUUCUUGUCUAUGAUUGUUUUAUCUAGGCUCGGGCACAUGUCUUAUAAUGUUGUGGGGCAACAGAUUCUCCAAACCGGGAUACCAUCGUCCAAAACUAACCUCAUUGCAUCAACAGAGGUUUCAGUUGCUAGUUUAGCGGAGUCCAUAAUGUUGGGCGUCGCAAUAAUUGCCAAUGAUACUUCACAUUUUGGAUUUCUAGCGAUGCUGUCACUUCUAUCUGUUGUUGGAGCAGCAGUGAUGUUCUGCCAGUGGUUGUUGAAUCCAACCGAUGAACAAAGGAAACUUUUCUCUUUCAGCUCAGUUUGAGAUGCCCUGAUGUACAAGGCUGAGGUGUUGGAUUCUUGAUACAUAGAGGACACAAAUUAAUAUGCAAAUUGUAAGGUCAAGCCCAUACCCAUCAACUCUUUGAUGUGCUCAUUAUUUUGUGGGUAAAUCAAAACUCAAAAGCUAGACUAGAUUCAUUCAGUAUCAAUUCUGACAUUGUACAUACACUUUCUGUUCAUCUUGUAAAGUAAUCAGUUCAUGUAGCUUGAGAUCUUCUAAUGAAGCUCCAAUUUCACAAAAAGAAAAAAAAAGGAAAGGAAGAGAAUAAAAAAACAAAACAAAAAAAAGGUCAAGUCCAAAACCCAUCAAGUGAAUCAUAUAAUGUUUCUAGCUCUUGAAAACCA
This is a messenger RNA of Momordica charantia (bitter melon), 2599 nucleotides long. RefSeq names its product iron-regulated protein 3 (gene IREG3). The record is from RefSeq and is a predicted model, not a curated record. Gene Ontology annotation, molecular function: iron ion transmembrane transporter activity. Gene Ontology annotation, cellular component: membrane. Gene Ontology annotation, biological process: iron ion transmembrane transport. NCBI's taxonomy places the organism in Eukaryota, Viridiplantae, Streptophyta, Magnoliopsida, Cucurbitales, Cucurbitaceae.